Molecule: messenger RNA, 2166 nt
Organism: Paramecium pentaurelia
Lineage: Eukaryota; Ciliophora; Oligohymenophorea; Peniculida; Parameciidae
Source: the annotation of a GenBank genome assembly
AUGAUUCACGGUCCAAAUUCCCCUUUUUCAGGAGCUUUUACUAUUGGUAAACGAUAUGAAUGUAUAAUCUUUCUCUAUUCCUUAGCUGCCAUUUACUAAACUAAUCCAAACCCAGGGUAAUGUAUGCUAUUGACAUAGUCCAAAUCACUACUCUAUUAAUCCAAUUGAUAAACCCAUAGGGUUCAGAUUUUCAAAAUCGAAUAGAAAACCCUUAUAUUAACGUAGUAUUGCCCCAGAUCCCGGAGCAUACGAUCUGAAAUUUUAAGUCUUUAAAAAUAUAACUUAAUUAGACAAUCUCCUAAAAUUCACCUUCAGCUGUAUUUACAACAGCCAAAGAUCACUAGUAAAGAGGUUUAGAAAUUGGUCCUGGAUCUUAUAAUUGGACAGAUUAAAAAAAAGCUCCAGCAUUUACAUUUCAAAGCAAAUUCGAUUCUAUUGGUAAUCAGAUACUUUCAAAUCCUGGCCCAGGAACUUAUGACAUUAAACAUUACCAUACACAUUAACCCCAAAAUAAGGGAUUAUCAACGAGUAAGAGGGCUAAUCAGUUAACAUCAAGUACUCCAGGACCAGGAUAGUACGACGUCGAAAUACCUAAAUUCUCAGCCAACAUUAAGUAUAUUUUAAUUUCUAACAGAUUUCCAAAAUCUUAGAGAAGUUUAGAAUAAAGUUAAAUUGGGCCUGGCCCAGGAGCAUUCGAUUUGGCAUUGCCUAAACAAUAAGGCAUAACAUUUGGAGUCAAAGGGAAUCAACAAAUUGAAAAAUAAAAUGUUCCUGGCCCUGGUAGUUACAAAUUAAAAUCAUUUGUUGAAUAUGAUGAAAGAGAUUUAAAAUAAAAUAAAGUAAAAGGAGUUAAGUAUAGAUAAUUUACUCAAAACUAGAAUUGGUACUUCAGAAAGAAGUAGUUAAAAUUUACUCAAGUUUGGACCAUCUCCUUUAGAUUAUGAUGUGUCCAAAUAUAAAUAUCCUACCAGACAUGCUAGGUAAAAGGAUAAAAUAUAAUUUUAGUUUCGGAAGUGCAGUCAGAUAAUCGAUUGUUCCAAAUGAGAAUACUCCUGGCCCUGGAUCAUAUAUGGUUGAUUCCAAACUUCGACCUAAUGGACCUAUCAUACCAAAAGCAUCAAAAGAUUUUAGCUCAUUAGAUAAUGCUCCUGUAUUUUGUAAAAUUAACAUUUUUAGGGUCCUGGAAAGUACAAUCCUAACACAUCAAUUUCAUUAAAUAAAGGACCCAGCUAUCACAUUGCUGGCAAAUAUGAAAAGCCAUUAGAAAGCAGUUUGGUAGGACCUGGAAGAUAUAAUAUUUCAAGGAAUAUCAAUGAUGGUCCUAAAUAUACAUUUCCAACCUUAGAAAAAAGUAUGGACAACAAAUCUUUAGAUAUAAAUUAGUAAUUUACUUUAGUUAAUAAAAAAUAGAUCCCAUUGUUAUGAAAUCUAAUAAACCAUUGGAUAUAUACCUCCGUACAACUUACAUAAUUGAAUAAAAUCAAAACGGAUUAAUUUAAUAUAUAAUUAUGAAAAUUAUUGUCUUGAUAUUCUUGUUAGGGGCCUUUGCUUCAAACAUCAGACAUAAAAAAGAAAGGUUUUUUAUUAUUCUUAUCAUUUAGACACAUUGAUUCAUAGACAUUAUCACACCAAUAAUAAAACACUAAAGGUAUUUGGAUAAUAAAUAAAUAUGCUUAGAAUUAUUAUAAGUCACUGAUAUAGACAACUAAUCUGAGACAUUUGUUGAGGAAACUCUUAAUCAAUAAUAAAAUCUAGAGGAACCCUAACCAUUAUACAAUAAUGAUGGCAGAUCACCUGAUAUGGGUUUGAACUAGGUUGACAAUAAUGAUGCUCCAGAAGCCCCUAUGAUGGCAGAUAAUGUUUUAGAUUAUUCAGCACAAGAAGAAGUGAUUAGAGGUGUAUCACUGAUAUAAGUUGGGGAAAUUGAUGCAUUAGCUGAUAUUGACACUAGCAUGCCAUUAUUAGAUGAGGAUUUUAAAUAUGAUGAAUAAGCCCUUUAAGAAACUCCUUUAAAUAUUGAUGUCAUAGAAGAAGUACCUUAAUAAUAAGAAUAAGAGGUGAAUUAAAUUGAUGAUUAAUUAUAAUAAGAGAUCGAAAUAGAAGAUUAGCAAGAUUAACUAAUAAAUGAGGUUUAAUUACUCUAAAUUGGAGGAUUCUAUUAUUGAU